Messenger RNA from Cajanus cajan (pigeon pea), 903 nucleotides. RefSeq names its product insulin-induced protein. The record is from RefSeq and is a predicted model, not a curated record. NCBI's taxonomy places the organism in Eukaryota, Viridiplantae, Streptophyta, Magnoliopsida, Fabales, Fabaceae.
GUAUUUUUUGUUUCUUUCCCUGAGUAUGCAAUACCUUGUUGCAUGUGGUUCCUCUUCCUUUUCCUUUGUGGAGGGUUAUACUUUCCUGCGCCACACUAAACCUCUUCUCAGAACAUGCAAAGGGGGUCAGCUGAAGGCUCAGUGUGCUCAGAGAACUUCAUGGCGUCCGGUCUCACUUUCACUUUUUGGCACAGGCUUCUUACUUGGCCCUCUUCUCGAUGGACUCCAUUCAAGGGUCAAUCUCGUGCUCUACAAAUCAGGCUCCAUUCAUAUUGGUCCACUCCACACAAACAUUUGGGUUCCUUUCUUGCUCGGAUUCUUCUAUUCCUCCCUUGGUUUGCUUCAACUCUACCUUGACGACAGGGCCUCCAACAAGGUUCCAGAGUCAACUUUACCCAAAACAAUUCUCUCACUAAUAUGUUUGGUGCUGUUUAUAGAAGUGAGUGCGGAACUUUACAAAGCCGGAAUAGCAGACAACAUUGAAGCCUACAUAUUAUUUGCUGCAGCAGAGUUUAUAUGGUUUUUGGUAGAUAGGACAUGGGCAGGUUUCACCUUGGCAUGCAUUGUUGGGCUUGGUUGCCCUUUGGCUGAGGUUCCCAUUAUGAAGUUCUUCCACCUUUGGUACUAUCCUCAAGCGAAUAUUGAAAUCUUUGGCCAGGGACUAGUUACUUGGACACUCACUUGUUACUUCGUGUAUACGCCGUUCUUAAUUAAUUUGUCACGGUGGUUGAGAACAGUGUAUGCUCCUCAAAUAGAGAAGUCUUCCUAGAAAAUUAUCUAUGUGCUGUCAAUUGUAGCACGGCAUUCUAACUUAAUGUAUGAUACUGAUGCAUAUCCAACUAUAUUGAAAAUCGAACUGAGUUCAUUUUAUCAAAAUUAAAAACCCCAGAUUCACCAUGAUCA